This is a messenger RNA of Daldinia loculata, 2074 nucleotides long. RefSeq lists its product as uncharacterized. Lineage: Eukaryota; Fungi; Ascomycota; Sordariomycetes; Xylariales; Hypoxylaceae. Bases 600 to 1958 code for a protein of 452 amino acids. The record is from RefSeq and is a predicted model, not a curated record. The transcript has 4 exons.
UACGUAUCACAAGAUAGUAGUUAAAGCUACAAAAAGUAUCUUGAAGUAGUAUACAGCAACCUUUAAGCAAGCAGUACGUCGUAAUUAUCGAAUAAAAUCCUCCAUCUCAUACUCAUCACCUACAUGCGCGGGGGGUACUUCGUAUUGUUUAAUGGGUCGUUUCAACUAUUGCGGAUCACAUAUCGACUCGAGGCUCUUUUGUCCACCCUAUCGGCCUUCAACUCGGGCGAUUGCUAUACCGGCACUUGGUCGUUUAAACAAUACAUAGUUGAAUGCUAGCUCCAUCAUACGAGUGUUGUUGUAAAAUCGAUUGACCACGGAGAUAGGCUAUAGUCACAAUUGAAUAUGGUGUCUGCUAACUAGCGUCUGAGCUGCGCGCAAUAUAUUGUGACACUAUCGCGAACCACUCGAUUUCGUUCUAGAAGUCGAUAUUGUUACAUCGAACGGCAGAUCUUCGUGAUUUCAUUUAGCCUCUUACCGUCUUCUACCGGUGCGUCACGGUUUACUACAUUCCUUCCAGGCUUAUCUCUCGAGCCUCAUUACCAUUCAUAUCUUUUUCUUUAACGGAAUAGAAGAAAAACGGAAUAGAAGAAAAGAAAAUGCUGGCUGAGCCAUCCGUAUCGGUGCUUGGCUUGGACCCGACGCACCGGAACUGCGUCCUGAACGGCAACGCGUUUCAGCAGGAUGUUAUCCAAUCAUACAACGGGUGGCAGUAUGCAAGUUUCUACAGCUCUCUAUCGGUAGACUCCGCUCAAGAGCCGCUCUAUAUUCAUCUAUCACGUAGGAAACUUCCAGAGGGCAAGUGGGAAACUCUCAUCUUUGAGGAUUAUCCUCAGACAACGGAUGAUGGCCAUAACACUAUACAGCUCGGCAUCUGUCCCGGAGACGGCACCAUCCAUCUUUCGUAUGACCACCACUGCGACAGAAUAAGAUAUCGCUACUCCCAACCCGGUGUCGCCCACACCCCAGAAUCCUUCCCGUGGUCCGCCUCUCUUUUCACACCACACCUAUCGCAACUCCCCGGUCUCGAGGAAGAACACGACGAACUGCUCAGUUAUGUUACAUACCCGCGCUUCGUGCAACUCAACCGCAACCUGCUCUUCUCGUUCCGCACUGGCAAGGCCGGUCUAGGCGACGACCACGUGGCUGUAUACGGACCGCGGAAAGAUAGAUCCUAUGGGUACACGGUUCUAGGCACGAAUCUUAAAGGUGUCGAUAAUAACCCGUAUAUCCACGGCCUAGACAUACGCGCCGGCCGGCUGCACGCGACGUGGGUGUACCGAGGUUUCGUGUGGUACGAGGGCUGGGACGACCCGCUGGAUAUCAAGCACAAGCAACAACGCGGGCCGAACUCCGCUGAGAAUAAUCAUAAUAUCUGCUAUGCGUACUCCGACGACGGGGGCCAGUCGUGGCGGAACGGGGCGGGAGAGUUGAUUGCGGAUUUGGCGAAGGGCGAGAGUGUACGACCUGAUGCACCGGGAAUCGUGGCGUUUGAGAUUCCUAAGGGCUCGGGGCUCUCGAAUCAGGAGGCGCAGGCUAUCGAUCAUGAGGGAGGGGUACAUGUGUUGAAUCGGGAUGCGGAGGAUGGCGAGCAGAAGUGGAAGCAUUAUUAUCGAUCACCGAAAGGCGUCUGGACGCAACGUGCCCUCCCUCACGUCCAGGGCAUUAAAGGGGGCAAGAGAGGACGGCUGGCCGUAAGCAAAGAUGACGACCUGUAUCUUAUCCUACCGGACCACACAGCGCCAGUCUUGACAGUCUUAAAGGCGUCUAAGGAAUCUAACUACUCCGAGUACGAGCUCGCGUGGCGGGAGAACGGAUUCCCGCCGACGGAGCCCUUAGUUGACACCACGCGGCUGGAUUAUGACAACGUACUAUCGGUGUUCACACGAGCUACUAAUGGGGCAGAUAUAGAGUCGAGCCCCCGAGUUGAUGUUGUGGUUAUUGAUUUCAAGUUAUAAUGAGGUCUAAGAUACACUCCUUUCAUUCAUAUUAACUAGUUCGAGUUCUAUACUUGAAACUCAAGUCACAUAUAGGAAAGAGAAAUUCAUACGUAUAACAAUGCUGAUACUAAAAU